Messenger RNA from Armigeres subalbatus, 1787 nucleotides. Its product is annotated as 3-phosphoinositide-dependent protein kinase 1-like. NCBI's taxonomy places the organism in Eukaryota, Metazoa, Arthropoda, Insecta, Diptera, Culicidae. The coding region runs from base 198 to 1721 and encodes 507 amino acids. The record is from RefSeq and is a predicted model, not a curated record. The transcript has 5 exons. Gene Ontology annotation, biological process: intracellular signal transduction; peptidyl-serine phosphorylation. Gene Ontology annotation, molecular function: ATP binding; protein serine/threonine kinase activity.
AAUUUCAAUUUAUCGUGUACGUUUGCUGACGGUCGUCAAUAAAAAUAAUUUGGUUUGUGGCAUGAAAAUAUUUUAAAUAAUUUUUUGGUUUUAAAUUGUUUGAACCGUUUGAAACAUGGCUAAUUAGUUAUUAAAAAGUCACCAAAUCUAGCUACAGUUGCGGUCGACAUACAUAAAUAUACAUAAAUCUUCUUAAAAUGGGUUCGUCGGUCGAAGUAGAGAAGAAAUAUGUUGGCAACACCAGAGCUAGACGAAAUGCUAAUGACUUCAUGUUUGGAAAACUAAUAGGAGAAGGCAGCUUCAGCGUAGUUUAUUUAGCUAAGGAUAUACAUACGUCUAAAGAAUGGGCAGUGAAAGUCUGCGAAAAACAACAAAUUAUUCGCGAACGUAAACAAGAAUAUGUGAAACGUGAACGAGAAGCACUUAACAGAUUGAGCGGUUUACCCGGCUUUCUAAACUUGUUUUGCACGUUUCAAGAUCCGUCGAAGUUAUAUUUUGUAAUGACUUAUGCAAAAAACGGAACUUUAUUACAAUUAAUGGAGAGAGUUAAAAAGCUCGACUUAGAAUGUGUACGAUUUUAUUCAGCGCAAAUUUUGAAUGCAAUCGAACAGAUGCAUGCUCAUAAUAUUAUACACAGAGAUCUUAAACCGGAAAAUAUACUAUUAGAUGAUAAAUUUAACAUAAUGAUCGCAGAUUUUGGAUCGUCACGCAUAGAUGAUACAAAAAGAGAUAAUAUAAGUAGCGAUGAGAAAGAGGAUAGUGCGUGUGAAUCUGAUGAGCGAUCCGCGCCGACGCAUCGAAAACGCAGAAGCUUCGUUGGAACGGCGCAAUAUGUUUCUCCUGAAAUUCUCAAAGGAAGGGACUCAACAAAUGCGUCAGACAUAUGGUCAUUUGGUUGCAUUUUGUAUCAAAUGAUUGCGGGUUUUCCACCCUUCCAAGGUCCGAAUGAUUAUUUGAUAUUUCAAAAAAUAACGAAAUUAGAAUUGACGUUUCCAAACGAAUUCGAUCAUAUCGCUGCAGAUUUAAUCGAGAAACUUCUCGUAUUGAAUCCUCAGAAAAGAUUAGGCGUGAAGGACAAAUCGCAUUACGAUAGUAUACGAAGCCACACAUUCUUGGAAGAUAUAGACUUUGUAACAAUACGGAAAAUGAGUCCACCCUUUUUAAUCUCUGCUCUACUAAGUGGUGAAUGUACCAAAGAAGAUCCUACAGUAGAAAUAUAUGAUUUUCCGGAUAACAUAAAGCCUGGAUUAGAUAAUGAACAAAUCACCAGGUUGCUCGGACAAGAUUGGUUGAAAAUUGGAGCACCUUCGACGGAGAUUAAUUCAUCAUCAGUGGAUAUGGUUUUGAAAAUUCCUGCCAAUGAUGAAGAGAAAAACACAAUACUAGAAGAACAAAAAUCCGAUAUGUGGCAUCCAUUUGCCGAGGGAGAACUGAUUCUUAAGAAAGGUUUUGUAAACAAAAGAAAAGGAGCCCUCUACGUACCGAGAAAACGAAUGUUGCUGCUUACUACAGGCCCUAAGCUUAUAUACAUCGAUCCAGUGCAGAUGGUCAAGAAAGGCGAAAUACCAUGGAGCGAUCAGUUGCGUGCAGAAGCUAAAAAUUUCAAAAUGUUUUUUGUACACACGCCGCAUCGAACUUAUUACUUAGAGGAUUCUCAAGGAUAUGCGCUUAAAUGGUGUCAAGCAAUACAAGAAAUGUAUGAUCAAGUUUAUAAAAUAUAAAUUUAAAUACUAAUACGUCACUUCAAUUGUAGCAUAAUUAUAAUAUAUAAAACUAAUUUAAUCAAA